CGGUAUUUUGUCGAUAAAAAUAUCCAGAUGGCGGUGCAGGAUUGCAGCUCUACCCCAUCAGCUGUUGUUGUUAAAAAUUUCUGAAAUAAUUACGUAAAUUUCGGCAGCCGACAAUGUCGAUCUUACGCUCCAAGUACUACGAUCAUCCCGAUGGGGAGGAUGCCUUUGGCAAGAUUGUGGCCACCAACAAAUACGCCGCCGCCGCCGGCCUGGCCUGGUCCACAGUCGAUGUGCUGACGCUGGCGAAGCCAAAGGGCUACCUGCCCACGCUGGGGCGCUUUGCCUACAACACGGGUCCGCUGAUGGGCAUGGCCACAGCAUUUACGCUCACCACACUGGCAGCCACCAAUGCGCGCGGAAAGGAUGACAAAAUUAACUACUUGCUGGGCGGAUUCGCUGCUGGUGGCGUCUUCGGUGCCUGGAAACACAACCAUGUGGCCGGUCUCUGUGCUGGUCUCUUCCUAGGCAUUGCCGGUGUUCUUAAGAAGAUGUCCAUUGAACAGGGCUGGGAGUUCUUCCCCGACACACCCACCAAGCAGUACGGCGGCGUCAACAUUGCCCAAAACGAUUGGAGCCUUAUGGCCGAUCGUCCCAAGGGCUGGACCUCGGAGAAGCAGGCCUAGACGUGGAGAGGAAUGGAGUCUUCGUUCUUAUGUUUAGUUUAAUGAUUCAAUUAGUGACGGAUUAGGCCAAAUUCCUGUGCCAGCGCCACUGCUGGAGCCGAAUAAAAGCCCAAGUGAGAAGUGAUAAUGUCAGUUGAA
Messenger RNA from Drosophila obscura, 761 nucleotides. It is a transcript of the gene ND-B14.7, whose product is annotated as NADH dehydrogenase [ubiquinone] 1 alpha subcomplex subunit 11. The coding region runs from base 114 to 623 and encodes 169 amino acids. The transcript is spliced from 4 exons. NCBI's taxonomy places the organism in Eukaryota, Metazoa, Arthropoda, Insecta, Diptera, Drosophilidae. The record is from RefSeq and is a predicted model, not a curated record. Gene Ontology annotation, biological process: mitochondrial respiratory chain complex I assembly.